This is a messenger RNA of Ilex paraguariensis (yerba mate), 877 nucleotides long. The record is from the annotation of a GenBank genome assembly. Lineage: Eukaryota; Viridiplantae; Streptophyta; Magnoliopsida; Aquifoliales; Aquifoliaceae.
AUGGCUGAGCCACCGAACUCGGAGGCUGAGUCAAGUAGCAACUCAUUCUCUCCCUCUUGGUCAUCAUCUGGACAAAACACACCAACCAAACACCCCAAAACAGCAAACGCAGAUCCCAAACGGCUCAAAAGAGGUAGAGAGAACUGCACCACCGCGACUACCGCCACCACAAACACAACCAAUAAUGGCAACACUAAACACCCAGUUUACAGAGGGGUUCGAAUGCGAACAUGGGGAAAAUGGGUCUCAGAGAUCCGAGAGCCCAGAAAGAAGUCUCGGAUCUGGUUAGGUACAUUCUCGACCCCAGAAAUGGCGGCGCGUGCCCAUGACGUCGCCGCCAUAUCCAUCAAAGGCAAAUCUGCGAUCCUCAACUUCCCCGAACUCGCCGAGUUACUGCCUCGACCGGCCACGUGCUCGGCACGUGACGUCCAAGCCGCAGCAGCUAAAGCGGCCUCAAUGGACCACCUGAACCCCCAGAACAUGUCGUCAUCAUUGCCGUCGCUGACGUCGUCCUCAUCGUCUUCGUCGCUAGUUUCAACCAUAACGUCGUCGUCGUCGUCGGACCUGUCGAUGGAGCGAGAGACGCCGGAGGAGCUACUGAGUGAGAUAGUGGAGUUGCCGAGUCUUGGGACGAGUUAUGACUCGAUUGAGUCGACAAGAAACGAUUUUGUCUUCGUUGACUCGGUGGGGGAUGGGUGGGACUAUUCAAUACCAUGGUUGGAUAGUGGGGCUUUUUAUGAACAGAUGGGAAUGGCAGAGAGUGUUAUGUCAAGCAGUUUUGAGGGCUUGCUAUGGCACCAUUGAUGCUUAGCUAGAAUGGUGUGUGUAUGCUUAAUUACCUUCCUUCCUUCCUUUCUUUUUUAUUUUUUAUUUUUGG